Molecule: messenger RNA, 1095 nt
Organism: Portunus trituberculatus (swimming crab)
Lineage: Eukaryota; Metazoa; Arthropoda; Malacostraca; Decapoda; Portunidae
Exons: 3
Coding region: 82-642 (186 amino acids)
Source: RefSeq, a predicted model, not a curated record
UAACUUUACAUCAAGCUUGCUUCGCCAACCACAGACCCGUAUGUAAACAAACGUUGGUCGAGGCUCGGAGGUGACGCAACCAUGGCCUCUCUCGUGCCCUUGAUGAGGCUGGUGCCCCUACGCGCCCCUCGAGCCACCCUCAGGCCUUGUUACAGGGCAGUGGGUCCUGGCUUCGCUACCUGGCACAAGCUCCCUACCACCCUAAACAGGGUAUCCCCAGUCACAAUAUUAAGAGUACAUGAAAGUGGUGGAGUAGUAGCAGGUGUGCGCCACAUAUCAGAGUGGCACUCUAGACGUCAUAAUAAAGGACUCACCCAGCGAGAGUCCCUGGUGGUGACCCUGUCCCUUGGGGUCUUUUUAUUGUACUUCAUGUGGCUGCGAGAGCCCAACGACAUCGAUGAGUAUUUGAACCAACCCAUCUGGAAACGUCUGCCAGACAUUGACCCAGAGAAAGCAGAGCAAAUGAUGGAAGUGGACAAAUACCUUGGUUUACAGGUUGAUUAUGCUGAACUUGAGAAGUAUAAGGAAGAAUACUACGCUGAACAGCUUGAGAAAUUGAAUAAAGAGAAACAACAUAGGAAGAGGCACCAAGAUCUGUUGCGAUCAGUGUCAUCCAACUCUCAAACACCAACUUAUGAUUAAGAUUAAUGUUGAAAUCAACAAGAAAGGAUCUUCAUGCAGUCAGAUAGGUUAAAAAGGCCACUGCCAAAGUCCCAUUACAAUUUUCAUUAUUAUAAUUGCAGGUAACAAGCCAUCUACACCAGGCAGAACAUGUUACAUGUGGAAUGGGAUGCUGAAUUUCUCAUGUAAAAAGACUAGAAUGUAUAGGUAGAACACACUACACUAGAUCUAGGCUGAGACAAGGAUGAUGUAAAAUGAAAUGUAAUUGGACUAGGUCACAGGACCUGAUGAAAUAGAUAUGGAAAAUAUAAAAAAAAUUCUUGGGAAAGUUUUAUAAAUCAAUGCUAGUUUCCAAGUAAAAGAUUUCAAGUCCCUUGCCUAUAUGUAUCUACAUAUAUAUGGUGCCUGGGACACAAGAAUCUCUUUAUUGUACAUAAUAAUUCAUCAUAACAUGUCAAUAAAGUUCUUCCUCAA